Trichomonas vaginalis G3 is the source of this 1213-nucleotide messenger RNA. RefSeq names its product spectrin binding. The record is from RefSeq and is a predicted model, not a curated record. Gene Ontology annotation, molecular function: protein binding. The transcript has a single exon. NCBI's taxonomy places the organism in Eukaryota, Parabasalia, Trichomonadida, Trichomonadidae. The annotation marks the transcript as partial.
AUGAGCGACCAUCAUAUUUAUAACGAGCUUAUCAGUAAAUAUAAAGAUUAUGAUGAUACAUUUAAUGCACUACACAGGCUUCGGUCUAACGAAGGUGAAGAAAUUACAAAUGUUUACAAACAAAUCAAAAAUAACUUGAUCGAAACAUCAUAUUUUAGUGCAGAUAGUAUGAUAAAUAUUAUUAAAGGUAUCAUUCGAUUUAAUAAUCGAUAUGUUAAAGGAUACAAAUCUCUCAUGACAAAACUUUGCCAAGAAUUUCACCUUGAUAAAUAUGACAUUAUUCAAUCCAUUCCAAAUCUUCAUGAAGAAAACACAAUUUAUAAUGCUAUUGUGAACGAUGACAUUGAUGCAUUUAUUUCCUUCACUGAACAAGAAGGUUUUAAUUUAAAUCAAAAAUCGAAAAUUGAUUUAUAUCCAAUUCAAGACUUUCCAUAUUCACUGAUUGAAUUAUGUAGUUAUUAUGGAUCUGUUAAAUGUUUCAAACUAUUGAGAUCAAAAUAUAAUUCAAAAACUACUCGUCUUUGUCUUUAUAAUUCGUUUUUAGGAGAAAAUCCAGAUAUUAUGAGUGAAUGUAUGAAAGAACAAAAAAUUAAUGGCAGUUGUAUGCAAUAUUCACUAGCUGUACAUAACAUUGAUUUUGUUACUUAUCUAAUGAAUGAGCACAACCUCGAAAUAGAAUUGAAUUAUUGCUAUUACUAUCAUAAUAUUCAUGCAUAUUUCAUUUAUUUAGAUCAAACAAACAAUUUCAAUGAAUGUUUUACUUAUUCACCUUGUUUUUUUAUUCCUAAUCUCAUUGAAUAUUUAUUUUCACAUGUUUCCGAUAUAAAUUUUACAAAUAAAGGAGGUAUGUCUGCACUUCAUUAUUCUUCAGUUGUUAAUAACAAAUCAGCCGCUGAAUUUCUUAUUGCCCAUGGAGCCAAUGUUGCUACAACAAUUAAAAUGUCUCGUAAAUCUUCGAUUCAUAUUGCUGCAGAACAUAAUAGUUUAGAAACUGCAAAUCUUCUUAUAACGUAUGGAGCUGAUGUUAAUGCAAAAAGUAAUCAAGAUUUGACUCCUCUUCAUCAUGCAGCAUUGUUUAACAGUAAAGAAACAGCAGAACUCCUUAUUGCAUAUGGUGCUGAUAUACAUGCAAAAACUUCUCGUAGUUUUAAUGCUCUUCAUUUUGCAGCAAGAGAAAAUAGUAAAGAAAUUGCAGAACUUCUAAUUGCAUGCG